AACGCGCGAGCACAGGGCGAGCGCUGUUCGGCAGGAAGUCAAGCUAGAACUGCGAAGUGCGCAUGCGCUCCAGCUCUCCACAAUCUAGGGAUGCGUUUGUCUUCAUAAAACGAUGAACAAACUGGAUCACCGUUCUAUGAAAGCUGCCCCCCCCCUCUAGUCUUCUGUCAUGAGCGUGAUGGCAACCACCGAUGAGGUAACGGUGUCCAUGGGGGAGGUGGUAAUGGUGAAGGCUGUUGGUGACGGUGGCACCGAGGACCCUAAUAAGACUCAGGUCAUCCUACAGCUCCAGCCAAUCACCACAGGAGAUGAAUCUGCUGAAACAGAUGCAGCUGUCAUGGCUGUUGAAGCUCAUCCAGAACAAUCAGAGGGUGACGACGUGGAAAUAGGCUGUCCCAUAACAUGUGGCGACAGUAAAGCUGUGUUGCUAGUGAAGAAAUUUGUGUGCCCAGGAAUCAAUGUAAAAUGUGUAAAGUAUGAAGACCAAUUGAUCAGUCCCAAGCAGUUUGUGCACAUUUCUGGAAAAGCCACUCUGAAAGACUGGAAGAGAGCCAUCAGGAUGGGGGGAGUCAUGCUAAGAAAAAUGAUGGAUUCAGGUCAGCUAGACUUCUACCAGCACAGCACACUGUGCACCAACACAUGUCGCAGCACCAAGUUUGACCUUUUAAUCAACAACACGCGGUUUCCUCCGGAUGGCAGUGGGCUCACCACACCUAUAUCCUCUCAAGCUCAGGUGGUUCUGGGUAAUGGCGGGGCAGUGGGUGAGGACAGAGCCGAGAUCCUGAGUGGGAAGUCGGACUGGAGCUCAAGUUCACUGGAAUCUGCGGACAAGAAAGGAUCUAAUGAGAUCUCAGAGGAUACGCUGAACUUCUGGAAGGGCAUUGCUGAUGUGGGUUUGCUAGGUGAAGUUGUGACCAACAUCAACACGGAGCUGCUGGAGCUGCUGAAUGGUGUGCAGCAGCGCAGGGAGGCGGGCGCCUUACAGGACACAGAUUCCUGUCUGGUAGAGGUGGCGGUGCUCAGUAACCUCGCCCAAGUGUUUGGCCUGCUCGACUCAGUCAAAAGGAUUCUGGAGAAGACGAAGCAGCAGACGGAUCCGAACCAGGAACAGAUCCUCAGCACGCUCACCAACCUGGAGUUGCAGUUGGAAGAGCAGAGGAAGCAGCAGCAGGUGCGAGCUCUUCUGUCCUGCCCACAGCCUGCCAAAAACAAAACUCCUACCAAACGCCAAACCAAGCGGCCUCGUCUCCAGCGGCCCGCCUCCACCACCACCCUCCUGACCUCUCCAAUCAACCAGCAGGCUGCGCUGCAGCCCCAGCAGUUCACUGUUCUGUCCCCCAUCUCACUGUCUUCUGUGGGGCAGCCUUUCACGGUGGCAAGCCUGCCCAUGGCCUCUCUGGCCCAGUCCUCCAACACAGUCACCCUGCUACCCGCCGGCUCGCAGCUCUUCACCCGUUACAUGGUGGCUGGAGACGGAAAGGCGGACACAAUCACCUUGCACCCGUCUUCGGGCCUCACACUGGUGGGCACUACCACCGUGCAGGACUCCAGCCAGCUGGGCACAAUGGUGAGCCCCUUAGAGCUAGUGCACCUGAGCCAGCAGGCUGGCGGCACGGAGGUGGUUCCUAUAGAGGGCCAGGUGGUGGACGGCACCAUGCUGGUACAGCAGGAGGUGAUGCAGGGCGAGGUGGAGGGCAGCCAAGAGCACACAGUCAUCGAGAUCAACCCAGCGCCGGUGGAGCAGGCAGUGGGGGUGAUGGAACUGCAGCUGACAGGAGAGUCGGGCAGAGAUGGGGCCACCAUGGUGGUUCAGAGCGGGAUGGAGGUGACAAUGGCAGCCGAGGCAGAGGAGACGCAGUGCCAAAUUCAGGAGGCGCAGACUGAGGGGGUUGAGGGGUUGCAGCUGGAUGCCAGCGGACAGUUGUCAGGUGUGCAGAUAGUGGUGAUAGAGGAAAAUACUCAGGAAGAACACAAACUUAAAUGAGACAUAGUCUUGUCUUAUUCAGCACAGCAGGUAUGAACUCAGAGAUUGAGCUGUCCUGGACUUGUGAAACUGUAAAUACACAGAAUUUCCAAAUCCACAAAUUGCUUUGGCCUCAGACCAAGCACCUAGGGUAGCCAUUUUUCCUGUUUUGGUGUGUUUGUACAAGUUCCUCUCAAUUUUUUCAUUUUUAGAGAAACAAAGAGGCAUCAUGAGAAAAGAGUAUACUAAUAAUACUUCUCUCUGUUUUUUAUUUGAGGGAUAGUUCCACUUUAUGACAACUUGGUUCCUGUUUUUGUAGCUUUGGCCCUCAUCUGUUUAGGUGAUACUAAUUGCUGAAACACUGGAAUAUGAAGACAUCACAAAAAGCAGAGCAGUCAGGUGAUCAGACUGGCCUUAACCACACUCCUAUGGUAACUAUACAACAUUUUUACCCAGAAAGAAACUUCCAUCACAGUUUACAAGCUUUGGAGCUGACCCACUCUACGUACUGUUGUAGUUUUUCUGUGCGUGAUGCAUCAUUACCAAUGUCCGUUCCUAAUAUAUGGACUUCAAACAGAAGUCCAAAGGCUACAGACAGAGAUUUUGAACUUAAGAAUAUCAUCAGCACACAAAGUACUACAGCUGCAAGAAUACUUAACCAACUAGCUAACUAAAAAGUUUAAGGAGGUUGAAAGAGUUGAACUGUUACUUUGUAGUAGGAAGGUUAGUAAACAUGCUAAGCUAUUUACGAUCAAAUAAAAGAACCAAAAUGCAGAAGAGAAAUACCAAAAUCAGGAAAAGAACAGGGUUAUUUUAAAGUCUGUGAGGUGGGAAAUGGAGGUUUGUUGAGAUAAAGAAAACUGAGCGAAGGCAGAGGACUGAGGAAGCUGAUGGUGUAGCAGGCUGAGGAGGGAGGCGGGGCAGAUCGAAAGUAUGUCUGAUGGACUGAGGCUGGAAGUAACUGAAGCUGGCCAGAUGACUUGUGGCCGAAGUGGCGGCCUGAGAGGCAGGGCUCAGUGGCUGCUUAGCGCUUUGUAAGGCAUACCACACCCACGACACAGACACAUGCACAUACCGACACGGACAAAGAAAACACAGUCAACUUUGGACUUACUCAAGAAAAUACCACGUCCCUUUGUUAAACACAGGGCUGUAUUGGUGAGUCCUGGAAGUCCAGUUUGAGAAACAGAGGAUUAUUACAUUUAUUUAGGAAUUUACCAGAUGCCAAAACACUAAAGCUGCCACUUGAUUGGCUCCAACCUUGGCAGCUGAGCCAGGUUCACACUUAAAAAUCCAUGUUUAUUUUGUUGCUAAUCAUUUUCCACAACAGUGUUCUUGUUACAAAAACUGUCUGUGGUGCAAAUGAAUUUUCAGGUUUCGAUCAUUUCUGGUUCAUGUGUGAACAUCUCAUUUAUAGCUUGUGCUCUGUCAAGGUAAAUUCCUUGUUUCUGCAUCGGUGUGUCCACAGCAGUCAGCAUGGCAUCUGCAUGCAGGCCAGAAUUUGAGACCACACAGGAAGUACAGCAGCUGUGUACGUGCCAGAAAAUGACACUUAUUUGUUCUCUAUCUCUGUCCAGAUGGUUGUACUGUAUUCCAUACACUCAUUCCCUUUAGAUGUUCUUCAUUAUCUGUAAUCUGCAGUUUAAUUUGUCAGUUAAUUUCACAUAUAAUAUAAAAUGUCAGAAAAUGUUGAAAAUGUCAGCUUAUUUAAUAAUUAUUUUUCGGAGUUGAAGGUGAUGCUUUCAAAUUGCGAGCUCAUAUUCAGUUCAUUGAAUGUAUUUAACUUUUAUAUUUAUUUUCAGCUUGGUAAAGCAGCAAAUCAUGCCUUUUGCAAAGAUGGAGACAGAAAAUAUUAGGAAUUUUUGGCUUUACAAUUGACCAAAGCAAAUUAUUAAUCAUCAGUGCAGUUGCAGAUUAUAUUUCUAUUGAUAGACUCACCACUGCAGCUCUAAAUAUGAUGGCCAAACCUAAGAGAAUGGGACCAAAGUUGUAAUAAAUCAGAAUUUUCCUCUCAGCCUCCAUGAACAAAUCUGAGGACAAGCGAAUGCACUGUAACUCUAGAAGUCAACGUGUGGGGCUUUAAUAAUGGUGCUGAUGAUUUGUCAGUUCACAUCCUCUUAUUACAGAUUCAGUAGCAGCAGGCUGGAAAUCUCUGCUGUGCUUCAGACUCAUUACCAGUAACAGUGUUGGCGUUACCUGAGGCUGGGAUUAAUUGCACUGUCUGUUGUGUUGUACCCAAGCGUAUUGUUUUUGCACUGUGUGACGUCCUUGUAGGACUACGGAAGAUGCUGCCUGCUCUCUUGACAUUUCUUCAGAAUAUGGCCUGUGCAGAGGUGAAUGGAAACAGACUGAACUCCUCACUGGAACUGCAUCACUUAUGCACUUAUUCUCAGUGGUUUCUUACUGGCUAAUAGAGUUUCUCCACUAUUCCUUCAUUGUACACACCGAUUGCUUUUUCUCAGUAUCAUAGAUAGUGUGAGCUACUGGGCUGAUUGUGUAAGUCAGGAUAUGAAAGCACAUAUAUAUACUUAAUGUCAAACUUGCCUGUAUUUUACACUUGUGAAGUAGUGUCUUAUUUAUUAGUUUUCAAGGUGAAGAGAUGGGCCUCUGUUUAAGGUGCAAACAUGGAUUCAUUUAAGCUCCUUGUUAUAGCUAACAUCAACAAAGACAUGUUCAAGACUUGUGCUUUUCCAAUAAUUUAAUUUAACAAAUGAGGGUAUUUGCAUACUGACUUUGUAAUGUGUUUGAAUUAAAACAAAACAAAAAAUAA
Molecule: messenger RNA, 4733 nt
Organism: Amphiprion ocellaris (clown anemonefish)
Lineage: Eukaryota; Metazoa; Chordata; Actinopteri; Pomacentridae
Gene: gmeb1
Product: glucocorticoid modulatory element binding protein 1
Exons: 10
Coding region: 170-1984 (604 amino acids)
Biological process (GO): positive regulation of transcription by RNA polymerase II
Cellular component (GO): nucleus
Molecular function (GO): RNA polymerase II cis-regulatory region sequence-specific DNA binding; DNA-binding transcription activator activity, RNA polymerase II-specific
Source: RefSeq, a predicted model, not a curated record